Molecule: messenger RNA, 3095 nt
Organism: Monomorium pharaonis (pharaoh ant)
Lineage: Eukaryota; Metazoa; Arthropoda; Insecta; Hymenoptera; Formicidae
Product: dymeclin
Exons: 11
Coding region: 1-2124 (707 amino acids)
Biological process (GO): Golgi organization
Cellular component (GO): Golgi apparatus
Source: RefSeq, a predicted model, not a curated record
AUGGGUGCAACGCCAAGUCGUUAUGAAGAUCUCUCCAAGAAUGUGCACCUGGCAAGGUUUUGCGGGAAACAGAGUAUAUCUUCGAACGAUCCAUUUUGGAGUACAUUCCUGUCUUAUAACAUACGACCGCCUAUUACAAGGAAUGAUCAGAUAGAACUGGAUUCUAGAUUAGACUCGUCAUGUCAACAGUUGCUUGUCAAUAAUUUGGUCACUGGCAACUUUGGUACUUUGAUACAAAUAACACUGAUACGCAUCAACGAGCUGCUAGCACCUGUACAAAAUCAAAAUAUAAUAUCAGCAUGGCAAACAUACAAUGGAUUGUUUGCUGUGAGAUGUGUUUUAAAGUAUCUCAUUGAGACUGUUGGUGAGGAAGAGAUGCUGAAUCACAUUGAAGCACCACAAACGACAAAUGAAGCACUCCCUUCUUAUAGAUUGGCAUAUUUUAUUGAAGCACUGAUAGAACUUAUUACAGAUGUACCUCUGUGUGAAUUUACAUAUGUUGUUCACUUGGAGGCGAUUAAUUGUUUACUCGUGCUACUCUCGGUGCAAUUAUUUUCUCAAACUGCAGCUGAGUACAGUACAGUGUACAGGAUAGCAAUGCAUGCGCUGAACCAACAUGCACCUACUAUGGUGUGUACACUGUUGCACAAUUUUGUUCAACAGGAACACGCUCCUCCAGGGUUACUGACGCAGCAGUCCGGAGGUAGUAUUGUAUUCAGUAUUGCAGCCGGGUUGUGGAAUGUGAUAAGAAUGGGUAUAGGCAGUGGUUCGAAGAAUAUACAGGUUGCACAUAACGGCAUAGCUGAGGAAGAGGAGAAGAAACGCGAUACAGAAACUCCACUUGCCAGUCAAUCUCUAUUACUUCUAUUAGUUUUGACGAAUCAUUGUACUGCUACGCAGAAUCCAUAUAGGAACGCGCUUUUCUCUUUCAUAGAUAUGCAAGAAGAUCAUACUAUAUCACAAGAGAAAACAACUGAUACCUUCAAAUUUAAUUUAAAUAAAUUAUACAAUACCAUUUGUAAGAUACCAAAUACAGACGAAGUUACGCUUUUACUCUACAUGCUAUUGCAUAGAAAUUCGAGUGUAAAACAUGACAUAAUGAGAAGACCUGAUAUACAAUUAUUGGUAACUCCGAUAUUACAAAUAUUAUAUCAUGCACCAAACAACACAUCCCAUCAUAUUUAUAUGUCCCUUAUUAUUUUGCUAAUUUUGAGUGAAGAUGAAACGUUUAACAAGCGAAUACACGAAAUUAUGCUUAAAGGUAUAACAUGGUAUACUGAAAGAUCUAUAAGCGAAAUAUCAUUAGGUGGUCUUUUAAUCCUGGUAGUAAUUCGUACGAUACAAUAUAAUAUGUUUAAAAUGAGAGACAAAUAUCUUCAUACAAACUGUUUAGCAGCUCUAGCAAAUAUGUCUGCCCAGUUCACAUCCUUACAUCCUUAUGUUAGUCAGAGAUUGUUAAGUUUAUUUGAAACACUUGCAAAAAAGCAUGCGCGCUUAGAAGCGAGAAUUUUAGAGCAAACACAGGCGACCACUGUUCCUUCCAAAGAUACUAUCGUUCUUAAUACGGCUAACGAUGCGAUUAUUAAUGUAACAAUUAAUAAUACUGCAAAAAUUUCUAAUGCUUCCACCGUUUCUACUGUUACAAACGAAGAUUUGAUUCAAGAUUUGACUAUACUUGAGGAAGUCUUAAGGAUGGUGCUAGAAAUUAUAAAUAGUUGUUUAACUCAUAGACUCGCACACAAUCCAAAUUUAAUUUACACUCUUCUGUAUAAAAAGGAUGUCUUUCAAUCAUUUAGGACACAUUCUGCUUUCCAAGAUAUUGUACAAAAUAUUGAUUCUGUAAUUAAUUUUUUCUCUUAUAAAUUGGAACAGAAGGAUCAAUCACAAAUAGGUGUUAGUCAAGUAUUAGCCACUAUACGGCAAGGAACUUUAGAGUGGCCAAGAGAUCGUUUAAGAAAAUUCCCAGAAUUAAAAUUUAAGUAUGUAGAAGAAGAACAACCAGAAGAGUUCUUCAUUCCUUAUGUAUGGAGUGUGGUUUGUCAAGGAGCGUUAUUACAUUGGAAUGCAGAGAACAUAAAAUUGUUUUCACCUAAUAACGGCGAGCCGACCAUCAUUGUUUGCUGAUAUUGAGAUGAUGAGUGCAUUCUGUUAUAAAUAUUCAAAGCGACACAACAGGUUAAUAUAUAAAACUAUAAUUUACAAUAGAAAUUUAUUAAACUAAAAACAUAUUUUUUCUUUGGAAUGAAUGAAGAUGCAAACUUUGAGAACUAAGAAAAAAAAAACAAAAAUGUAUACAAAAGACAGUAUAACGUAUGGCAUAUAAUUAUUGCAUGAUGAAGUAUUUAUAAUGAGGGUACAUCAUCUGAAACGAAACUUCUUCUCUUAUUAUUUCUUCUUAGUAUUUCUUAAAACGAGUCUAAACUUUAAUAUUAUGAAAACAAAAAUAAGUAAAAAUUUAACUUAAAUAUUUUUUCAAUUUUAUGUUACAUUUCACCAGGUAAUGUAGCGUAAGAGACUCAACAAAUAUUUUAUAUUCUUGAAAAUUAGAUUUUGUAACUUCUGCAAUUUUGUUAUGAUUAUAUAUAAAUAAUAAUAUAUCGCGCCAAAAAAAGAAUACAAUUACUGCAUCUUGACUGGGACUGGUUAAAGUUAUCGCAAUAUUUUGCAUUGCGAACGCUAGUACACGGAAUAAUGUAAUUUUACGUUAUUAAUAAUAUUUACUAAUAUAAUAUAUGCAUGAGAAUUUACAAUCUCCACGAAUAAUAUAAUUUACAAAUGUCUGUAUAACUUCGAAAUUAAAUUUUCUUUGUACUUUCAUAAUUAAAACCGCAUACCGUUUCAAAGUAUUUUUUAAUGCAAAAACGAAGUCAUUGAAGCUUUAGUGAAUUAUAUCUAGUAGUCUAAUCAAAAUAGUAAUUUUUAUUUCAAUCGUUGUAUCUCUGCGAUAUAUUUGUAAAUAAUUAUCGAAAAAAUUGAGUGCCUAUUUGUUUAAUUUAAAACGUUGCGACAUAUAUUUGUAUAGUUCUGUUAUUCAUGCUGUAUAUGUGCAAUUUUUAUUUAAUGUAUACAUCAAUAAAAACUUUGAUAUUUAUAAA